CGCGCGGGUGACAGGUGUGGGGCGGCCGACGGCGACCCGGGGCCGCGGCGGGGGCGGCCUGAAGCCUCAGGGGACGAGACGCGGCGGCGGCGGCGGCGAUGCUGGAGACCCUGCGCGAGCGGCUGCUGAGCGUGCAGCAGGAUUUCACCUCCGGGCUGAAGACUUUAAGUGACAAGUCAAGAGAAGCUAAAGUAAAAAGCAAACCAAGGACUGUUCCAUGUUUGCCAAAGUACUCUGCUGGUCUAGAAUUACUUAGCAGGUAUGAAGAUACAUGGGCUGCACUUCACAGAAGAGCCAAGGAAUGUGCAAGUGCUGGAGAGCUGGUGGACAGCGAGGUGGUUAUGCUUUCAGCACACUGGGAGAAGAAGAGGACAAGCCUAGUCGAGUUACAGGAGCAGCUCCAGCAGCUUCCAGGCUUAUUAGCAGAUUUAGAAUCCAUGACAGCAAAUCUGACUCAUUUAGAGGCUAGCUUUGAGGAAGUGGAAAACCACCUGCUGAAUUUGGAGGACUUAUGUGGACAGUGUGAAUUAGAAAGAUACAAACAUAUGCAGUCCCAACAAUUGGAAACUUACAAGAAAAAUAAGAGGAAGGAACUCGAAACCUUCAAAGCUGAACUCGAUGCAGAGCACACCCAGAAGGCCCUGGAAAUGGAGCACACCCAGCAAGCGAAGUUGAAAGAGCGGCAGAAGUUUUUUGAGGAAGCCUUUCAGCAAGACAUGGAGCAGUACCUGUCCACAGGUUACCUGCAGAUAGCGGAGAGGAGAGAGCCCAUGGGCAGCAUGUCGUCCAUGGAGGUCAACAUCGACAUGCUGGAGCAGAUGGACCUGAUGGACAUCUCUGACCAGGAGGCUCUGGACGUCUUCCUGAACUCCGGCGCUGAAGACAACAUGGUGCCGUCUCCGGUCUCAGGGCCCGGCUCGGGGGACAGUCGUCAGGAAAUCACGCUCCGGGUUCCAGAUCCCGCCGAAUCGCAAGCUGAGCCACCUCCCUCGCCGUGUGCCUGCCCUGAGCUGGCCGCCCCGGCCCCCGGCGACAGUGAGGCCCCCGUGGUCCAGUCUGACGAGGAGGGAGUUGAGGUGGACACUGCCCUCGCCACGCUACACAGCGACGACAGCGACUCGUAGGUCCGCGUGUCCGGGCAGGUGCGGCCGCACGGAACGUCACCAAGGAGGCAGGUGCUUUUGUGACAGGAGGCUCUUGGCUUUUACUCAGUUGCCAAUAAUGUGUGAGAAACUAAGACAGCCGACAAUAAAGCUUGAGGACUUCA
Messenger RNA from Nyctereutes procyonoides (raccoon dog), 1267 nucleotides. It is a transcript of the gene DTNBP1, whose product is annotated as dystrobrevin binding protein 1. Bases 99 to 1124 code for a protein of 341 amino acids. Lineage: Eukaryota; Metazoa; Chordata; Mammalia; Carnivora; Canidae. Gene Ontology annotation, cellular component: neuron projection; synaptic vesicle membrane; plasma membrane. Gene Ontology annotation, biological process: platelet dense granule organization; anterograde synaptic vesicle transport; negative regulation of protein kinase activity. The transcript is spliced from 10 exons. The record is from RefSeq and is a predicted model, not a curated record.